CUGCAAGUUGAGUUAGUAAAUCAACAGAAGCUUUACGAAAAUAUACAAAAUGAAACUUGUAGCAGUACUUUGCGUAUUCAUCGCUCUCUUCGGCGCUUCCAUCGCUCUGAAGAAUGACAUCUGCGGUCUACCGCCAGCCAGUGAUGGCAUCGGCUUGAUGAGGUGCUUUGCUAUACUUCCCAGCUGGACCUACUACGCUGCGGACAAUGCAUGCAAGGAAUUUGACUACGGUGGCUGCGGCGGCAAUUCAAAUCGUUUCGAAACUCAGGAACAGUGCGAGGCAAAGUGCAAGGAGUAGAUUUACUUAAACCAAAAACUGAUACACUAAAUAAAGCGUGGCAAAAAGUUUCUUAA
Messenger RNA from Drosophila arizonae, 354 nucleotides. Its product is annotated as male accessory gland serine protease inhibitor-like. The record is from RefSeq and is a predicted model, not a curated record. NCBI's taxonomy places the organism in Eukaryota, Metazoa, Arthropoda, Insecta, Diptera, Drosophilidae. Gene Ontology annotation, molecular function: serine-type endopeptidase inhibitor activity.